Messenger RNA from Pocillopora meandrina, 709 nucleotides. The record is from the annotation of a GenBank genome assembly. Lineage: Eukaryota; Metazoa; Cnidaria; Anthozoa; Scleractinia; Pocilloporidae.
AUUUUACAGGUUGAAUUGCUUCUGGAGCUCGAGGAAUCCCUCCCACAAUGGAUUUCAAAACGCGUGCAGAUCGGUAAAUAUGAAGAGUUUCCAAACAGAAAAUCCAAGCUACAAACCAGAGUAAGACAUUGCUGAAUAAUGAUUAGAGACUAUUCAAAAUGUUUUAUACAACAGCAAAUGUUCGGGCGUGCCGACUUAGGAAUGGACGAAGAUCAGUCUGUCAGUAAUGGGCCAUGGGCGAGUUCAGUUGGAAAGUGUCGAGUCCAUUCUACAGUUCAAAAAUAUGAAAUAACUUUAACUUAAGAGUACCUUGGCUAAAAAAGAGCUUAUGAUCAUGGAAUUCUACGCAUAAAAACAUGUUAAGGCACUCGUCGGACUGUGAAAUUAUAGAAUUUUUGUAUCACGCUUGAUGUUUAUUUACUAAAUUCAAUUUUGGUUAUUCUUCAUCACAUUAACAUUUCGGCCAAUCAAAGACGAUAUUUUAAAUUUUGAAUAUGAAACGUCCAUUGUAAGGAACAAGUUGGAUAAAGAUGCAUUGCUAUAUUCAUUUAUUCACUCAUCAUUCACUUAACCGAAUAUGAUUUCAUUUUUCAAGCUUUACGAGAAGAUCAUUGGGUUUGGAAAAGCAGAAAGUAAAGGAGAGGACGACGGCGUUCCUCCAGCCAUGGCGCAGAUUAUUGGCAGGAUGAUGGAGCAAGAUGCAAAGUGA